Dreissena polymorpha is the source of this 677-nucleotide messenger RNA. RefSeq names its product condensin complex subunit 3-like. Gene Ontology annotation, biological process: mitotic chromosome condensation. Lineage: Eukaryota; Metazoa; Mollusca; Bivalvia; Myida; Dreissenidae. Bases 66 to 677 code for a protein of 203 amino acids. The transcript is spliced from 4 exons. The record is from RefSeq and is a predicted model, not a curated record. Gene Ontology annotation, cellular component: condensin complex; condensed chromosome; cytoplasm.
AGGACCCAGAGAUCCAGCUGGGUUGAGAGUUCAUCAUAGAGCAGUUACUACAGAUCACCAGCCUCAUGGACACGGCCGACGCCUCAUCUAGGAAAGCCCUGGAGACCCUAAUGCACAACAUGCUGAUGGCAGACCACGUCAGUCACAGGCUAGUAAAACCGAUCGUCGCGCGGAUCUGCGCACUUCGUGGUACGGCGGAGGCCAUGAUCGCGUAUUUCGCAGAGAUUGUGUCUGAAAUCCGUGAACCUAUCACGGUGGUUGAGAAGGACAUUGAAUCUGAGAAGCAACGACAGAUCAACCUGAAGAUCGUGCCAGGCAUACAGAACGAGGAUGCUGAAGUGCGUAACACGGCCAUCCAGGCCCUGGGACUGUGCUGCUACCUGAGCAAGGACCUGCUAGUCACCUACAUUCCUCUUUUUAUGCAGGCUUCCCAAAUCGAGGUGGAAGGCGUACAAGUGACGGCUCUGCAAAUUCUCUUCGACCUGCUGCUCAUCUUCGGCCUGAACAUAGUUGACGCUAGCGAGACCUCGUCAUCUGGGUCCGCCGACAACGGCCCCCAGACGAGCGAACAGGAUGCCAGUAGUGUGGAGAAGGCGAGCGAUGAACGUAACGGGACCCCCAGCAAACUUGUGGCUAUUAUCUGCUCCUUUCUUGAGGGAGAGGUGAGUUUCAAAUAA